Thecamonas trahens ATCC 50062 is the source of this 1420-nucleotide messenger RNA. RefSeq names its product SOL1 protein. Gene Ontology annotation, molecular function: metallocarboxypeptidase activity; zinc ion binding. Lineage: Eukaryota; Apusomonadida; Apusomonadidae. The record is from RefSeq and is a predicted model, not a curated record. Gene Ontology annotation, biological process: proteolysis. The coding region runs from base 44 to 1420 and encodes 458 amino acids. The transcript has 2 exons.
AGCAGCAGCAGCAGCAGCAGCAGCAGCGCACGGGAAAGGGAACAUGGCUAAGAUGGGGAGUGUCGUCACUGUUGUGGUUGCUGCGUUGGUGGCGCUUGUGCUGUGUGCGAAGAGUGGGGCCGGGCAGGUGUACCAUGACUAUGCUGCGCUCAACACGCUGUUUGAAGAUCUGGUGACGAACCAGUGUCCGCUCAUUGCGCGCCGGUUUACGGUGGGGAGCUCCGAGUCGGGACGAAUGAUCUACGGGAUCCGGCUGACGCACCAGGUGGCGCUGUCAGAGAACGACUCGCCCAAGCCGGCUGUCCGGCUCACGGCCAACAUCCACGGCGACGAGACGGUCGGUCGUGAGAUGCUGAUUGCGUUUGCAGAACGGCUCUGCCGCGACUACGGCACGCCGAAUGCGGACGACGUGACGUGGCUGCUGGACAACACGGUGAUAUACAUCAUUCCGUCGCUCAACCCGGACGGGUUCGCGCUGGGCAUGCGCGAGAACUCGCGCGGGGUCGACCUCAACCGCGACUACCCGACGCGGUUCGAGGCGAACCAGGAUGACACUGCGGGGCGGCAGGCCGAGACGGCGGCGAUGAUGGACUGGACGCGGGCCCGGUCGUUUGCGCUGUCGGGCACGAUGCACGGUGGAGCGCUGGUGGCGUCGUACCCCUGGGAUUCGUCGGUGACCGGCGAUGACAGUUACGCUGCCACGGAGGACGACGCCAUGUACCGGCGGCUGGCGCGGAUCUACGCCGACGCCAACCCGAGCAUGGCAGCGUCGCCGAUCUUCCCCAACGGCAUCACCAACGGCGCUGACUGGUACUCGAUUGUCGGCACGCUGCAGGACUACAUGGUGCUUCGUGGCACACCGUCGAUCACCUUUGAGCUCUCGGACAACAAGUCGCCGCCCGAGUCGGCGCUCGCCGGCUUUUGGAAUGACAACAGGUUGGCGCUCAUGCAGUACGCGUACCAGGUCCAUGUUUCGGCGAGUGGGCGUGUCGUUGACUCGAGCGGGCAGCCCAUUCCCGGCGCGGCAUGCGGCAUCGACUCGAUCGAGUACGGGUACAAGGCGCCGACCAACCCGCACUCGGGCCGGUUCUGGCGGCUCGUCCCGGAGCCGGGCACGUACUCGGUUACCUGCGCCGCCGAGGGCUACACCGCAGUCACCAAGACCGUGAUUGUGCACGAGGCCACGAUUGCUGAUCCGCCGACGCCCACUGAGCAGGCGCAUGCCUUUGCGCAGUUUGUCCUCCCCACGGCCGCCGACGCGCCGGCUGAGACGACUGCCGGCAAGAUUGCCACCGACUCGACGGCCGGCAUCAACAUCUGGAUGACCCUCUUCCUCUUUGUCCAGAUUUCCCUCAUCAUUUGCGCCGUCGUCAUCUAUCUUAACUACCGCCACAAAGCCCGGCAUGCCGGGCGCUUUUAG